CUCGCGAGAUCAGCAUUUUGCCACUGUUUGCUGUACGCAUGUUUGUUGACGUCGUAGGGACUACGCAGACACCAAUUCUAAGUUUCGUUCUCUCCUGGUUCACUUUAAUGGAUUGUCAAGGAGCCCUGGACGACGCCGAAAGGCCAAGACACCGGCCUUUCCUAAUCGGAGUUAGCGGAGGAACGGCCAGCGGCAAGUCCACAGUUUGUGCCAAAAUCAUGGAGCUUCUGGGUCAGAACAAGGUGGACCACCGCCAGAGGAAGGUAGCAAUCAUAAGUCAAGACAGCUUCUACAAGGUUCUGACCCCAGAACAAAAGGCUAAAGCUCUAAAAGGCCAAUACAACUUUGAUCAUCCAGAGGCUUUUGACAAUGAGCUCAUGUGCAAAACCCUAAAGGAUAUUGUGGAAGGGAAGGUGGUUGACGUCCCAACGUAUGACUUUGUGUCCCAUUCCAGGUUGGAGGAACGGAUCACCGUUUAUCCAGCAGAUGUGGUCCUGUUUGAGGGGAUCCUCGUUUUCUACCCCUUGCAAGUGCGUGAAAUGUUCCACAUGAAGCUGUUUGUGGACACAGAUUCAGACGUCCGACUGUCUCGCAGAGUCUUGCGGGAUAUGAGCAGGGGGAGGGACUUGGAGCAGAUCCUCAGUCAGUAUACGACAUUUGUAAAGCCCGCUUUCGAGGAGUUUUGCUUGCCUACAAAGAAGUAUGCAGAUGUGAUCAUUCCAAGGGGAGUAGACAAUAUGGUGGCCAUCAACCUCAUAGUGCAGCAUAUUCAAGAUAUUCUCAACGGUGAGAUUUGUAAGUGGCAACGCGGAUCUAUCAAUGGCCACGGACGAAGUUUCAAACGGACCAUUUCGGAGCAAACCGACCUGCAGAAUGGAGCGUCUUCCACAAAGAGAGUCCUGCUGGAGCCCAGCACCCGGCCCCACUGAUGAUACUUCUGUGGGACGGUUGGGUCCGGACUGCCAGUACCGAGCUUUUGAAUUUUACUUGCUGCUAUUGGUGUGAGCAGAAUGGAGGGGGGGGGGAGUGGGGAGUCUUUUGACCUCGUUACUGUCGUUUCUUUUCAUUUUAACAUCAUUUUUGUCUUCCAUUUUAAAGGUUUAAAUCCGUAUUGCACAAUUACUAGCGUGUUACUGCAUUCAAGAGAAAGACAAAACACACCCUCAGUUCUACGGUUCAUCUGUCUUUAAAUAGAAAAGGUGAACUGGUUUCUGAAAUAUUUUGACGUAAAUGAAGGACAUAGAAUAUAAGCAUUAAAACACACAAAAGUCUAAGAAUCCUCAAAAACAAGGAGCAGGAUCUAAUUAAAACCUCGUUUUUGAGAUGAUUUGUCAAAUGAUCUAGUGGAGUUCAGACAAAUUGUACAUUUUGCGUUUCAAGCACCAAAUCUACCAUGGAUGUGCCUCUUUCAGAAAAAAGCCUGUUUGCCUUGAGAAAAAUCCAAAAUGGCAGCCAUUUUUAAAGAUGGCAGCCACACACUCAGUUGUUACAAAAAGAUUUGAUUUCUGUUUGCUCCCAUCUCAACAAUAUGAAUGCACAAAUUACAGUCUUUUAUCUUCAGGGAGACCUACAGAUUAAGAUUAUAUUUAUUUUUAAAUCUUACAUUUUCUUGUGGCAAACACGCUUUUGCCAAAUUUGGUGCUUUUCCCACAAAAUGCACGAUUAUUUUAAUAACCGGUUCCACUAAACUGUGCGCCACCUGUUUCGUGGUGCUGAAAACCCACUCUGAUGAAAAUCAUGUUUUAUGUUCUUGUGGCACGUUUCUGUAUUUCUUUAUUCAAAUUGGGAUCAGACAAAUAAAUACAAGUCGUUUGAAACAAAGAAAUGAUUUAUGACUUAGGAAAUACUCCGGGGGGUGGGGGUGGGGAUGGCACAAGCUCCCUGCUCCGCAACGGGAAAAGGAAAGGGGGACGGGGUUGCUCCGCGGUCACACCCACAACACGGAGGCAAACAUUGUCAUACUUUGGGGGGGGUAAAAACGGAAAAAAAGACCACUUGGAACAUUUUGAAAAUAGAUCCGAGGAUGAUCGGAGUGGGUCUUGAACUGAUGAGUGGUUUCCUGCUGUCUUUGGGGGUCAAAGCGGUUUGUUUGGCCUUUCGUUCAGUUCCUCAUUUCAGUUUAAUUCUAGUCAUUUGUCUGGUACCAACAGGGUAUCAGACUUACUAAAUGCAUUAGAACUUGAAGAAAAUGUUUUCCUCAUUUUUUCUCUAACGUUUAUGCUAAUCUAUUUAAUAUUUCUCAAAAUGUUAUGUAAUUGGGUGCAUUUAGUCCUGCUUUUGCAUGUAAUACUGUUUAAACUGGUAAAAUGGUCUUUUUGUAAACGACUUCUGUAUUUUAAAAUAAGUUAACACAAAUGUAUUAUUCUUGCUGCCUUUUUUAAUUGAGGGAUAAAUUCUUAAAAUGGAUUUAGAGCCAGGUAUCAAAGCAGUAUUUGAAUUUCAUUAUUGAAUUCAAUCCAUGCCUUCCUUUUGUUUUGUUUUUUAAAGUAAUUUUUCUCACUGUUUCUGAAGCAAAUAAAAGAAAAGUGAUAAAGUUUUUGUCUUAUUGGAAGAAGAAAAAAAAGGUUUCCAUAAAUGUGACGUUUCUAGAAACAGAGCUGUUUGUUUUUAUUUGAGAGCAGAGUGUGAUGUGUCGGUUUAAACCCAAAAUGAAAUGAUUUACUACAGCACACGUUGGAAUGACACACACACACACACACACGUCACUGAGGACUUCAGUCACACUUCUUCACACACACACACACAGCUGGAACAUGAUUGCCCGAUGGUUCUCUAGUUUAACACUGCACCCGAUGAUUCGGUAUGACAUACAUAGAUCACAGCAUCUUUAGUUAUUCAUCUUUUUGCUUUGCUUUUUUUAGUGCACAUACAUAUAUGGCACUUGGGAGAAGCUAAGCUAUUCUUAUUAGCAUAAAUGUCCUUUUUAAGAACAAAAGGAGCACU
Oryzias latipes (Japanese medaka) is the source of this 2943-nucleotide messenger RNA. It is a transcript of the gene uck1, whose product is annotated as uridine-cytidine kinase 1. Gene Ontology annotation, molecular function: kinase activity; ATP binding. Lineage: Eukaryota; Metazoa; Chordata; Actinopteri; Beloniformes; Adrianichthyidae. The record is from RefSeq and is a predicted model, not a curated record.